AUGCUUGCUGGCUUUCUUUUGUUUGGUGGCUGGACUACUUUAUUGUCCACAGAGCCAUUUCUUCCAAGAGCUUCAUCGACGUUGGCAUUCAACCCGAACUCUACGGCCACACCCCCCAUCUGCAUCGCGUACGAUCCAUUGGUAUUUGAUCCGCCAGCAUCGAAACCAGUCGACGAGCCGUUAACGGCUAUAAUCUACCGAUUGAUCGCCUCCACACGCAACGCACUUCAAGCAAACGCAUCUAAAUCAGGAGAAGAGCUUCGUUCCAAAGGGCUCUUUGGAGCACUCGACUUUGCUUUUGAUCUGUCCUUUUGGACGGUGAUCAUCGCGGUUCUGCUUACCGCGUCUAUCUUACGCAUCAGAGACUCGCCACGUCCGUGGGCGAGUAGACAUCAAACAUCCCUCGGAAACGUUUUGCAAUUUCUGGGCGUCCUUUUUUGCGCCAGCCGCAAGUUUGAAGGCCGCCAUUCACUGGUGUUGGUUUUUGUCAUGGUUGCGUUUGACCUGUUUCAGCACGCGGUCGGCUGUACGCCGUUCGACGCUAUCGUUGGCGGCGAAUCACAUCAUUUACCCCAGCAAACAUCGCCUUCUGAAACCCCAGAUACCGAGACCCGCACAACAUCUGCCAACGCAAGUGCCGCAAUUACCGGAACCAGAAACCUCAUACCUGCCUUAGCGCAAAGGUCAAGCACAUCCGACACAAGCCUAAUAACUUUUGACGCCAAAGAUAGAGAAAUUGUGCGAUUGCAACGCUCCCUCUCAGAAUUAAAGACUGCCCACAAAGCCACCGAAACCCAGCUUCGUAUUUCAAAGGAGGAACUCUUUAAUGCGCGCGAGACACUUAAUGGGACAUUUGCCGAGUAUGCCAACCUACGCGAGGAACUGAAGAUCAUCAAGCAGAAUCUAGGAAGGGACCACCAAGCCAUUGUAUACCGGAAAGACAUUGAACUCUUUGCACUCCGCAAAGGCAACGAGCAAAAGGACGCGUGCAUUAAGGAGCGUGACGCCAGGUUAGAAGAGAUGGCUCGGCAACACAAGGCCAAGAUAGAGGUAAGGGAUGCCCAGUUGAGGCUGAUGAAGGAGCGAAUCAUCUCAAUAGAACGACAAGCGGACCUGGGACUUUGCGAUGAGGCGGAUGAAGGCGACCAUGCGCUUGAGGUACGAUUACUGCGAGUUCGAAAGGGUCGAGAUUCGAAAGGUGGAGAGGAAGACAAGGACCUUAUCAUCGCCAAACUCCAAGACCAACUAGCUGCCAUUGCGAAACCCAACGAGUAUGUUGUCAAUCAUCAAGCCGAGUUAUCAAGGGCAUGGGAUGUGGCGAAGAAGACAAAGAAGGCCCUCAAGGAGGAGCGCGAAAGACACGUUCAGACACAGGAAAAGCUAGAGGAGAUGACUAUCAGGCUUGCAGAAGCAGACUCACAAUCUGAAAGCCGAGGAAGCCCUCUACCCGGUCGCUUACCCACGAUCAAUGAGAACGAUCACGACAAGAAUGAGCUUGAGGCCAUGUUUGAUACCACCCAAGAAGAAAACCUUCGGCUUUAUGCGGAAGUGACGGCCCUCGAAAAGCGGCUAGCUGACGCAAACACACGAAUGUUUGCUGCUAUCCGAGAAUCUGAAGCGUUCCGAGAGCAGUACAAAUCGGAGCAACCCGUCAAUGAAGAUGCGAAGACUGUGCGCCCAAGUCUGGUCCAUCACGUACAUUUCCAGCGCAUGGAAGAUCAACUGGUCGAACUCCGACGCACGCUCAAAGUCAAAGAAGAAGAGGCGAAAAGGUUUAGGAAAACAAUUGCGGACAAGGAUCAGCAUAUCAAGGAGAUACAAGGAGAGCUUGAUGCCGCCGCUACCUUCCACACUCAAGACCAAGAUGAGAUCGAGCGUCUGAAGCAGUCCAUCGCAGAGCUCCAAGCUACGAAAUACCAACUCAUGCUCGACCGUGAGCGACUUGUGACGCAUCGUCCUCGCCAACGGGUGCUUUCAACGGAGCGUACUGAACGCACAUCCGCCCGUUCUAGUGGCGCAACUCUGAUUCAAGAAAUGAGCCCGCCAUCAUCAACGCCCUCGGAAGAUAACAGCUCUACACCAGUACCCCAAGAGGUCGAAGUCCAAGAACGUGAAGGAAGCAUCCAACAAACACCAGUGCGACAUGUCCGGGGCAAGCGUUCGGUAAAGAGCAUCAACACGCGCUGGAACCUGAUGUCCCAAGACCUGCCACCCCCCGAGCUCCGAGCUGCAAAAGGCACGCGCAGCAAAAGCGCAAGUUUCAAAGAUGUAAUGCAAAAAAUGGUGGGGUCCAAAACACAAGACUCAGUCAUCCGCCGCGUCCUCGUCCCAAAGGACAAGAAUGCCGCCACGCCACGCCCCUCAACCUCUGCUUCCAUCAAACCCCCAAAGCCCAUAGAGCGGUCUUCAACGACGACCCCACCCGCUACCUCUCCUGUUCCUCAAAACCUGAGCGUCCCCACCAAACCAAAACGCACAAGUCUGACACAGCAACAACGGUACUACGCCGCGCGCGAUGCGUCGAUUAUGGCAACCCCAGCCGCGUCGGUAAGGCCGCAUACGGCAAAUGAGGUUGAAGGACAGAGGCCGAAGAGUAGGUAUAGUUGGGGUGCUACAAGAAAACUGAAGCGGAGGUCGCUUAUGUGA
Bipolaris maydis ATCC 48331 is the source of this 2646-nucleotide messenger RNA. RefSeq lists its product as uncharacterized. Lineage: Eukaryota; Fungi; Ascomycota; Dothideomycetes; Pleosporales; Pleosporaceae. The record is from RefSeq and is a predicted model, not a curated record.